Molecule: messenger RNA, 1890 nt
Organism: Jaculus jaculus (lesser Egyptian jerboa)
Lineage: Eukaryota; Metazoa; Chordata; Mammalia; Rodentia; Dipodidae
Gene: Cuzd1
Product: CUB and zona pellucida like domains 1
Exons: 9
Coding region: 1-1890 (629 amino acids)
Cellular component (GO): cell surface
Source: RefSeq, a predicted model, not a curated record
AUGGUUGUCACAGGAAGACUUUUCCUUUGGGCCUUGUUAGUGGCCUCCUGUUGGGCAGAGCUGAACUACACUGAGGCUGAAGGUGGAUCAAGCUGCAGGGCCAGUCUGGGCGGGGCCAGUCUGGGAGAGACACACAGAGCCCUGAUCCUGCAACUGGAUGGGAGUGAGAACUGCACCUGGACCAUUGAGAGACCAGAAAACAGGAGCGUCAGGCUCAUCCUCUCCCAUGUGCAGCUGAAUCCAGAUGCAAGUUGUGAAAGUGAAAACAUCCAAGUGUUUGAUGGCAGCUCUACCAGUGCUCCUCGGCUCGGGAAAGUCUGCAGCAGAAAUGACUUCGUUCCUGUCUUUGAAUCGUCUUCCAGUUCACUGACUUUUCAAGUUGUCACUGACUGGGUGCAAAUCCCGAGAACUAUCUUCAUCUUCUACUACUUCUUCUCCUCCGAAGCCUCUAUUCCAGACUGUGGUGGUUAUUUGGACGCCUUGGAAGGAUCCUUUACCAGCCCCAACUACCCAAAGCCACAUCCUGAGCUGGCUUAUUGUGUGUGGCAUAUCCAAGUGGAGAAAGAUUACAGGAUAAAAUUAAACUUCAAAGAGAUUUUCCUAGAAAUGGAUGAACACUGCAGGUUCGAUUUUAUUGCAGUCUAUGAUGGCUCCUCUACCACAUCUGGCCUGAUGGGGCAGAUCUGUGGCCGUGGGACACACACAUUCGAAUCUUCCUCAGACUCCUUGACUGUCGUCUUAUCUACAGAUUAUGCCAAUUCAUACCGGGGCUUCUCUGCUUCUUAUACUUCAGUUUAUACAGAAAAUGUCAACACUACAUCUUUAACGUGUUCUUCUGACAAGAUGAGAGUUAUCAUCAGCAGAUCUUACCUAGAAUCACUUAGGUACAAUGAGAACGACUUGCAACUAAAUGAUCCGACAUGCAGACCCAAGGUGUCAAACGUUGUGGAAUUUGCUAUCCCUCUGGAUGGAUGUGGUACAGUCAAAAAGGCUGAAGACCAUUCAAUUAUUUACACCAAUGUAAUCACCUUUACAACAUCCUCGACUUCUGCAGUGAUCACCCGUCAGAAACAUCUCCAGAUUGUUGUGAAGUGUGAGAUGGAAUACAACUCCACCGUGGAGCUCAUGUACAUGACUGAAGAUGAUGUCAUACAAAAUCAAAACGCCCUGGGCAGAUACAAUACGAGCAUGGCUCUUUUUGAAUCCAAUUCAUUCCAAGACCCUAUACACGAGUCACCGUAUUACGUGGACCUGAACCAGACUCUCUUUGUUCAAGUCAGUCUGCACAGCUCAGAUCAAGACUUGGUUGUGUUUCUGGAUACCUGCAGAGCCUCUCCCACGUCAGACUUUGCAUCUCCGACCUAUGACUUAAUCAAAAGUGGAUGCAGCCGAGAUGAGACGUGUAUGAUCUAUCCCUUAUUUGGGCGUUAUGGAAGAUUCCAGUUUAAUGCCUUUAAAUUCUUGAGAAGUCUGAACUCUGUGUAUCUGCGGUGUAAGGUUUUGGUGUGUGACAGCAAUGACAUGGAAUCUCGCUGCAAUCAAGGCUGUGUCUCUAGAAGGAAACGAGAUGUUUCUUCAUACAAGUGGAAGGCUGAUUCCAUCAUUGGACCCAUUCGUCUGAAAAGGGAUCACAGUGCAAGUGGAAAGUCAGGACUUCUGCCUCAAACACAUGCAGAAGGCAGUCAGGAUCAGCGGCCUUUCGACAGUCUGCACCUGUUCUCGUUCCUGGUCCUUGCUCUGAACGUGGUGAUUGUGGCCUCAGUCACGGCGAGGCAUUUUGUACACAAGCGGACAGACUACAGAUACCGAAGGCUGCAGAACCAUGCUGCUCACGCUGCGAAGGCGCAGUCCCCCUGGGCAGAGGACUGUUACCUCAGAGGUUCAGAAUAA